UUUCGGAAAUUUAUGCUCAUUGGAUUUACCACACAACAUAUACAUUUUAAAUACGAGAGUUAUGAGCAAGGGUCCUUCAAUUCUGUCGGUUGUCAGCUAGGGAUGAAGAAAUGAAAUAUUUAUUAUCCUAAGUCGCAAAGCUACUUCGCUUUAUUCCUGUUAUUAACAAAUCUUUUGGUGAAGAAACAGCUGCAUGAACAAUAUGCAUCUUCGUUUUAUUAGUCCUCUGAGGUUGAGGUGGAUAUAUUUUAUUCUGAUUCUUCUGCUUAAACUGUCGGCAUCGACGGUCUUCUCUGGCUCAAUUGUUAAAUAUCUUCCAGGCUAUGAGGGUCAACUUCCAUUCAAGCUCGAAACAGGGUACGAAAGUGUAGGAGACUCCGAGUUAUUCUACUACUUUAUCGAGUCGCAAGGUGACAUUGAAGAGGAUCCUCUAAUUCUAUGGCUGUCAGGGGGCCCUGGCUGUUCCUCCUUUUAUGGACUCAUCUAUGAAAUCGGUCCAUUGGAGUUUGAUAUCCAGAACUAUACGGGUGGCUUACCAAGACUUAAGUAUUAUCCAUAUGCAUGGACUAAGACCGCCAGCAUUAUAUUUCUAGAUGCACCAGUAGGCACAGGUUUCUCUUAUGCUAGAAACCGAGAAGUCUGGCCCACCUCAGACUCUAAAUCAGCUGAGCAAUCCUAUCAAUUUCUUAAGAAGUGGUUACUUAAACACCCACAGUAUCUCCAAGUUGAGCUAUACAUUGGUGGUGAUUCUUAUUCAGGCAUGGUAGUUCCCCAAAUCACCCAAAAGAUAAUAGACGAAAAUGGACUUGAUGCCCAUCUACGUAUGAAUCUCAAAGGAUAUAUUAUGGGGAGCCCACAUACAGAUUCUAUUGUUGAUGAGAAUUCAAAAAUAAUAUUUGCUCAUCGUAUGGCGCUCAUAUCAGAUGAACUCUUUCAGGAACUCAAAACAAGCUGCAAGGGGAAUUAUCACAAUGCAGACGUCUCCAAUACGAGAUGUGUAGCUGCUCUUCAAACUUACAAAAACCUUGAUACUAUCAAAUUUUCUCGCAAGACUUUAGGUUCUGAAUAG
Molecule: messenger RNA, 1069 nt
Organism: Pistacia vera
Lineage: Eukaryota; Viridiplantae; Streptophyta; Magnoliopsida; Sapindales; Anacardiaceae
Product: serine carboxypeptidase-like 18
Exons: 9
Coding region: 194-1069 (291 amino acids)
Biological process (GO): proteolysis; secondary metabolic process
Molecular function (GO): serine-type carboxypeptidase activity; acyltransferase activity, transferring groups other than amino-acyl groups
Source: RefSeq, a predicted model, not a curated record